Necator americanus (New World hookworm) is the source of this 2319-nucleotide messenger RNA. RefSeq lists its product as uncharacterized. The transcript has 18 exons. Gene Ontology annotation, molecular function: carboxypeptidase activity. The coding region runs from base 1 to 2319 and encodes 772 amino acids. The record is from RefSeq and is a predicted model, not a curated record. NCBI's taxonomy places the organism in Eukaryota, Metazoa, Nematoda, Chromadorea, Rhabditida, Ancylostomatidae.
AUGCCAUAUGUUGGGAUCGGAGCGCAGCAAGAUAGCAAAAAAUCACUUCUCGGCCCAUCAAUGUUGAAGGUGUACGGGAUUAUUGUGUUCACUCUAUUUUUGACAUUAGCAAUUGCUGGAUUAGGAAAACACCAUUCGUUACAUCCAUCUCCACGUCCAAAAUUUGAAACUGUAGCAGAUGUACACGAUACCAUAUCAAAUGUUCUCAUAUCGAGUGUAAAUCCGGAAAAUAUUAAGUCGAAUUUACGAAAAUUCACAAAAGAUCCUCACCUAGCUGGUACCGAGGCCAAUAAGAGGGUGGCAGAUGAGAUCGCUAAAUUGUGGAAUGAUUGUGGUUUGGAAGAUGUUCACACUAUUCCUUACGAAGUUUUACUCUCCUACCCGGAUUUUACAACACCUAAUCGAAUAACUAUUGUUGAUUCAAAUGGAAAAUUACUCUUCAAGAGUUCCGGCGUCAGUCCAUCAAUUAUUCCGGAUGAACAAGGAUCGAAAUUCGCUGGUCAUCAAUGGUUAGCAUAUUCUGCAUCCGGGAAAGUAACGGCGGAUGUGGUGUACUGUAAUCGAGGACUACAACAAGAUUUUGAUAAUCUUAAAAGGAUGAACAUAGACAUAAAGGGUAAAAUCGCCCUUAUGCGCUUCGGUGAGGGUUUCCGAGGGGACAAAGUGUACCGAGCACAGCAAAAUGGAGCAGCAGGAGCCAUUAUAUUUUCGGAUCCGGAUGAUGUUGCUAGAGAAGGGACUGACAGAGAUCAUGUAUACCCAAAAACUUUGUGGAUGCCAAAUGAGGGAGUUCAGCGCGGAUCAAUCAUGCAUGGAGAUGGUGAUCCACUUACUCCGUUGUAUCCGUCAAAAAAGGAGCUUUUCAAGAGCCGCACAAUAGACCAGGCGAAGCGUGAUGGAGUCCUCCCAAGCAUUCCAGUGCUCCCAAUAUCGUAUACUACAGCAUUCCAAAUUCUGUCAAGAAUGAAGGGUCGACCAGCUCCUCAGCCAUGGCAAGGUGCUGUGAACGUAACCUAUAAAAUUGGACCAGGAUUUCAAUCUGACGAGAAGUUGACAAUGGAAGUACACGGAAAUCUUAAAAUAAAGAAAAUUCGGAACGUUUUGGGUUAUAUUCGUGGAAAAGAUGAACCAGAUCGCUAUGUGAUGUUAGGGAACCAUUACGAUGCAUGGGUCUACGGAUCUAUGGAUCCUAACAGCGGAACCGCCAUAUUAGCCGAGGUGGCACGAGCUAUGAUGCAAGUUGUGAAUGAGACUGGAUGGAGACCGGCUCGCACAAUAAUAUUCGCUGCUUGGGAUGGCGAGGAGCACGGAAUUGUUGGAUCUACUGAAUUUGUCGAAGAAUUUACGGACAUACUAAGACAUCGUACAGUUGUUUAUCUGAACAUGGAUUGUCUUCAUGGGAAUAUGAGCCUAAGUGCCGCCACAAUUCCAUCACUUCGGAGAGUUGUCAUGGAGGCUGCUAAGAAGAUACCGAACCCAUUGAAAUCAGAACGAAGCAAAGGACGGCAAACAAUUUACGAUUCUUGGAUUAGGACCUUUCCUUCUGACAUUCCUGGGAUGCCAACGAUGACAGUUCCCGGAGGUGGUUCGGACCAUGCUGCUUUCCUUACAUACGCUGGAGUUCCUGUCGUCGAUUUCUCGUACAAAAAUGCAACUACACACGAUACGUACCCGUUGUAUCACACCAUGUAUGAGACACCAUUCUUGAAUGAACAUCUCUUGGAUACGGACAACUUUGCUGUUCAUCGAGCAGUAGGACAGUUCUGGGCAGAACUUGCACGUUUUUUCACAGACGAAGCUGUGCUUCCUUUUAACACAACUGAUUUAGCAGUUGCUAUCGCAAAGGACUACAUCCCUGAUCUGGCUAAAGCAUUAACUCCACUGAAAUACUUCCAAACCGCGAUACAACCUGCAGUUCAGCAACUCUCCUACAUGACAAGAGCAUCGCAGGAAUUUCUUCAAAUGAGUCGUAAAUUCGAGAAGACGAUGUUUUUUACGAGAUCAGCAUUCUCACAAAAUCCGUACGAUCCUAGACAUAUAGCAGCAGUAAACGAAAGGCUGAUGAAUGUUCAACGAUGUUUCAUCAAUCCUCGUGGUAUGCCAUCAGCACCACAAUCCAGACAUGUUCUCUACUCAAUCAGCGAACAUGACAGCUAUUCAAGUAGACAAAUGGCGGCGAUCUACGACGCAAUUGAUGCUUUCGUAAAAACCGAGUCCGAUCAGCAACGGAUGAUGUGGGGAGCAGAAAUUGCAAAUCAGAUGUCUAUUGUACAGUACUCCGUCCACUGUGCAACCAAUACGCUCAAGGAUGUGAUUUGA